Ixodes scapularis (black-legged tick) is the source of this 279-nucleotide messenger RNA. RefSeq lists its product as uncharacterized. The record is from RefSeq and is a predicted model, not a curated record. NCBI's taxonomy places the organism in Eukaryota, Metazoa, Arthropoda, Arachnida, Ixodida, Ixodidae. Gene Ontology annotation, molecular function: serine-type endopeptidase inhibitor activity. The transcript is spliced from 3 exons. Bases 1 to 279 code for a protein of 92 amino acids.
AUGGCAGCUAAGUUUGCGUACGUUUCCAAAGUGGCGAUCCUGCUGGUUCUCCUCUUCGCCAUGGGGUGCCAAGCGGAUCGUUCCAACUCUCGGCACACUUGUGCUUACCCUCAAGCUUGCACCAAUCCUGGCAACCCGGACCCAAGCCACACAGUGACGACCACGGCCCGCUACAACCCGGGAACGGGUCGCUGUGUGACCACCCCGUCAAUGACCGGGCCUCACGACUGCCAGAGGUUCGCCACUCUGGCUGACUGUCAGCGAGACUGCGAGCAGUAA